AUGAAAUGCCAAGCAUUGAUAAACUAUGAUGUUUUGGAAGACUUCAAAGAUAGAGAUAUUGCCAGAUUAUGGCAUGAAGGGAAAAGAGUAAAAAGAUUACCGUCUCAUUUGGGAGGUGAUGAACUUUUAGAUAUUCUUCGAAUUCUCAAUGACAUUAAACAUCCUUUGGAAUUGCGAGGUUUAUUAUCACCUAAAAGCAAGAUUAGGCAAAUUAAACGAGGAAAAAGAAAAGGUCAAUGGAAAUUUAAUUUAGAUAUUGCCAUGAAUAUACAAUAUUUUCAACCGAACAACAAAAGAGAAAUACCUUUUACUCAUCCGGGGAUGAUAUUGAAUUUUUGUCAAGGCAAAAAAGAUAUUAGUCAACAAGUGGCUCAAAAACUGUCUACUUAUUUUAAGGAAAAAGAAGUUGAAAUAAUUGAGGCCAAAGAAUUAGAAAAAAAUAAAAGUUGUCAAAUAACUCUGCGGGUAGGUUAUAAAGAGUUAAAAGAAAUAUUUCCUAACCAAUGA
This is a messenger RNA of Entrophospora sp. SA101, 507 nucleotides long. The record is from the annotation of a GenBank genome assembly. Lineage: Eukaryota; Fungi; Glomeromycota; Glomeromycetes; Entrophosporales; Entrophosporaceae.